Messenger RNA from Arachis ipaensis, 549 nucleotides. The record is from RefSeq and is a predicted model, not a curated record. Lineage: Eukaryota; Viridiplantae; Streptophyta; Magnoliopsida; Fabales; Fabaceae.
AUGCCUCUAUCUCUUAUGAAGAAGUUGCUAAUCAAUGAGCUGAGAUCCACGGAUGUAAUAAUCCAAUUGGCAAACAAAACUCAGAAGCAAGCCAAAGGAGUAGUCAAAAAUGUGCUGGUGAAAGUGGAAAACCACUUCCUCCCCACUGACUUUGUUAUUUUGGACAUCGAAGAAAGUCACCAUCAUCCCAUUAUUCUGGGAAGACCAUUUCUAGCCACUGCUAGAGCUCUGAUAGAUGUGGAACAAGGAGAGUUAAUCUUAAGAAUACAUGAUGAACACCUUACCUUCCGUGCUUUCAAAUCUACAUCCGAAUCCGAGCCAGAACCUAAGGAGCCAAAAAAUGAUCACAAUAACAUGUGUAAAAGGGAAAGAAACAGUGAAUCAGUAGCUGAACCACUGAAACAAUCCUUGGUGAACAAGCAAGAACUUCAAAAGAUACAGCAACCAAGAGAAUUCAAGAAAGAGCUGAAGCCACACAAAUCAAGAAGAGCCGCUAACAAGGAUCUCCCUAACACAACAAGAGUCAAUGGAGCACUGAUGGAAGAAUAG